Molecule: messenger RNA, 2634 nt
Organism: Trichogramma pretiosum
Lineage: Eukaryota; Metazoa; Arthropoda; Insecta; Hymenoptera; Trichogrammatidae
Gene: coro
Product: coronin-1A
Exons: 5
Coding region: 225-1703 (492 amino acids)
Biological process (GO): actin filament organization
Molecular function (GO): actin filament binding
Source: RefSeq, a predicted model, not a curated record
CAACGCAUCGGCUCCGCAUUUUACUUUUUAUAAUAUAAUUAUAAAAAAAAGCUACGGAUAUAUAUAUAACGUAAACACAGCGGGCAGGCACUGCAGACGUUUUUUAUCAUAUAUAUAUCCCAACAUCGGAGGAGCGAAGACGACGACUACGACGACGACGACGAGGCAGAGAGUGCACGGAUAUAGAUAAAAUUUUUAUAUUUAUUUUAAAUUAAAAAUUCGCAAUGUCGUUUCGCGUGGUCAGAAGCAGCAAGUUCCGCCACGUCUACGGCACGCCGCUCAAGCGCGAGCAGUGCUACGACAACAUCAGAGUGUCCAAGUCCUCCUGGGACUCGACUUUCUGCGCGGUUAACCCCAAGUUCCUUGCCAUAAUCGUCGAGUCGGCCGGAGGCGGUGCCUUCAUAGUAUUACCACACAAUAAGGUUGGUCGAAUACCAGCUGAUCAUCCUCUGGUGGGUGGCCACAAGGGACCGGUGCUCGAUAUAGCAUGGUGUCCCCACAACGACAAUGUCAUUGCCUCGGGCUCCGAAGACUGCGUGGUGAAAGUUUGGCAAAUACCCGAUGGAGGAAUAUCCAGAACACUCACAGAGUCUGUGGUGGAUCUGCAGCUCCACCAGCGCAGGGUGGGCCUGGUGCUGUGGCAUCCAACGGCGCUCAAUGUUCUGCUCACAGCCGGCUCGGACAAUCUAGUUAUUAUAUGGAACGUGGGUACUGCGGAUGCCAUGAUAAAAAUAGACUGCCAUCCUGAUGUUGUUUACUCGGCAUGCUGGAACUGGGAUGGUUCCAGACUAGUCACCACGUGCAAAGACAAAAAAAUCAGAAUUAUUGAACCUAGGACAGGAAACGUUUUGGAAGAAGCUGUUGCUCACGAGGGAAGCAAAGCUACGAGAGCUAUAUUUUUGAGGGGUGGUCUCAUCUUUACAACAGGAUUCAGCAAAAUGUCAGAGCGACAGUAUUCUUUGCGAGCACCAGAUAUGCUUGCAGAACCUAUAACCAUGUUGGAGCUUGACACCAGUAAUGGAGUCAUGUUUCCUCUGUAUGAUCCUGACACAAACUUAGUUUAUCUCUGCGGAAAAGGAGACUCAGUUAUUCGCUAUUUUGAAAUAACUCCUGAACCUCCAUUUGUUCAUUAUAUUAAUACUUUCCAAACACCUGAUCCUCAAAGAGGAAUUGGUAUGAUGCCUAAACGAGGAUGUGAUGUUAAUAGUUGCGAAAUCUCAAGAUUUUAUCGACUGAAUAAUUCUGGUUUUUGUCAAGUAGUUUCAAUGACUGUGCCAAGAAAGUCUGAACUUUUCCAAGAAGAUUUGUAUCCUGAUACUCCAGGAGACACAGCAGCAAUCACAGCGGAAGAAUGGGAAGCCGGUCAGGACGCAGAGCCUAUUUUUAUUUCAUUGAGAGAUGGAUAUCAGCCCACUUCUUCCAAAAACGAUCUUAAAGUUCAAAAGAAGACAAAUAUUUUAAGUAAAGCAAAAGUUGGUGCUAAUUCAACGAGUGCAGGUCAAGCAGCAUCAGGUCCUCCUGAUGACGUAAUUAAAGAGUUUGCUGAAGAAAUCAGAAAACUUAAAGCCAUGAUCGUGAAGCACGAGGGUCGCAUCCGAGUUUUAGAGUCUGCCGUAGCCUUACAAAUGAAAGAGCAAGACAGAAACGAGAAGUCUUCCUCGCCUGUCGAUACUAAAGAUUCACUAGCUUCCGAUGAAGUCUGAUCUUAUCAAGUAAAUAUUGUAAUAGGCGGUUAUAUUUUUAUAUCCUCUUUACACCACGGCAAAACAAUUAAAAUGUUAAAUACAUAAAAGUAGAACGUCCGUACUAUAUUUUGAUAAAUCGAUAGUUGUGUAUAUACUAGGUAACUUAGCGUAUAGGAGCGUGCUUCAAAAUCAUUUUCAUUUAGUGUCUUAUAAUUAAUACCUGUGUACAUUGUGCGCGUCUAUUUUUUUUUUGAUCGUCCUCUUAAUUUUCUUCUGUUUUUUAUUUUUGUCGUUUAUUUCAAAUUCUUUUAUCCGAUUUGUCCUUUCUCAUCUACUGCAUAUUCACAUUUUUGUAAUCUUAUACAUGAAUUUACCAUAAAUAAUAAUAAAUCGAAUCACUCAUCGUUACCUGUUAAUAGGAUAUUUACGUUCAUGUUAAUUCAUAUUAGUGUUACAAUGUUAUUUUUUGAGAUUUUCAUGUACAUGAGUGUGCUAUAACUGCCUCAAAAUUUCCGAGGUUCACAUGAACUUUUUGCAUAAGAACAGAAACUGAAGUGCCUUAUAAGAAAUUGUACAGAAAAAAUCUUUUGUAAAAUAACAAAUCUAACAAGUGGUUGUUCUCUAUACUGAUUUAUAUAACUUGACUUUACAAGCCUGUUAUUAAUAAAAAAAAAAAAAUUAACUGUUGUGAAUUGUCAUAUAAUAUUUUUAAAUUAUAAAUAAAAUAAAUUUAAGAUUGUCAAAUUGUAAGUUUUAAAUGCGUUUUCUUGAUUAAAAAUUAAUAACGAGUCUUUUUGAUUCAACUGGUUGAAAUAUAUGCAUAUUCAAUAUGUUUUAAUAUAACAAUUCAUGAUGCAUCAAAAAUUUUCUUCCUUUUGUCUUUCGUUAGAAACAAAUGGUUACAAAAAAAAAAAUAAUAAAGCGAAUAAAAAAUAACAACGAACAACGA